Triticum turgidum subsp. durum (durum wheat) is the source of this 474-nucleotide messenger RNA. Lineage: Eukaryota; Viridiplantae; Streptophyta; Magnoliopsida; Poales; Poaceae. The record is from the annotation of a GenBank genome assembly.
AUGGCAUUCAUGUCUCAGCUCAUCCCCUCGGCCGCCGUCCUGCUCGCCGUACUCGCCGCAACCUCGGCCACCAUCGGGACUCAGUGCGUUCCAGGGUCGGACAUUCCAUACAACCCGCUACAAGCCUGCCGCAACCUUUUGUCCAUUAAAAUAUGCAGCGUAAGCCCCGUGUACGUCUCCGCCGGGAUGUUGAAGAGGCGGUGUUGCGACCAGUUGUCGCGCGUCCCAGCAUACUGCCGGUGCGAGGCGCUGCGCAUCCUCGUGGAUGGGGUAGAAACUCCGGAGGGUGCGUUCGAGGGCGGCCUACUCCAGGAGAUACCCCGGUUGCCCAAGGUUUACGAGGAAGUACACCAUGGACCUCGUCGGCCCGGACGAGUGCAACUUAGAGACCAUCCAUGGCGACGGCAGCCCGCACUGCCCCACUCCGAUCACCGGUGGAGUGGUGGUGUAACUUUAAAAAUAGCUCGAUCGUGA